This is a messenger RNA of Gracilinanus agilis (Agile Gracile Mouse Opossum), 1590 nucleotides long. RefSeq names its product NMDA receptor synaptonuclear signaling and neuronal migration factor (gene NSMF). Gene Ontology annotation, cellular component: cytoplasm; nucleus. The transcript is spliced from 15 exons. Gene Ontology annotation, biological process: positive regulation of neuron migration; regulation of neuronal synaptic plasticity. NCBI's taxonomy places the organism in Eukaryota, Metazoa, Chordata, Mammalia, Didelphimorphia, Didelphidae. The record is from RefSeq and is a predicted model, not a curated record.
AUGGGCGCAGCUGCCUCCAAAAGGAAGGCGCUGAGGAGCGAGGCCAUGUCCUCGGUGGCGGCCAAAGUGCGGUGAGUGAGGGGCUGGGGCGGGGGAGAGGCGUACGCACACCGCAACCAUCCAUCUCGCAAUCAGUCUGAUCACCUGCUGGCUGAUGCCUUUGCUGGCCAAGAAGAAUCUCCUGAGAUGCAGCCAGCCUCCCAGAACAAACGCCGCCUUUCCCUCAUCUCUGAUGGCCGCUAUGAGGGUGGUUUCUUGGAGGAGGCGGCAGGUGAGAAGGCAGCGAGUGAGGGCCCUAAGCCAAGGGUAUAUACUAUCUCUGGGGAACCUCCCCUCUUGUCUGACCCCGAGGCAGAGGGCAUCGAGCUGUCAGUCAUGAAGGGCCGGCAUCGGGGGGAACACCACCAGAGCCAACCCCUGCAGGGCUCGGGCAGCAGCGAGAGUGUCAGCCGGCCCUGCAAGAGCUGGGCUGGCAGCCGCCAGGGCUCUAAGGAAUGUCCCGGCUGCUCCCAGCUGGCCCCAGCACCCUCCCAGCAGUCUUUUGAGCUGGACCAUCACCAGGCCCCUGAGCCGUCAGGCCGCCGCAAGAAGCUGGAGCGGAUGCACAGCAUCGACCGUGUGUCUGAUGAGGUCCCUGUCCGCACCUGGUUCCCCAAGGAGAAUCUCUUCAGCUUCCAGACUGCAACAACCACUAUGCAAGCCAUCUCGGUGUUCAGGGGCUACGCUGAGAGGAAGCGCCGGAAACGAGAGAAUGAUUCCGCAGCCGUAAUCCAGAGGAACUUCCGGAAGCAUCUUCGAAUGGUGGGCAGCCGGCGUGUGAAAGCCCAAACCUUUGCUGAACGUCGAGAGCGGAGCUUCAGCCGGUCCUGGAGCGACCCCACCCCCAUCAAAACCGACUCCUUCCACGACUCCCGAGACAGUCAUGACCUCCAGAAUUCCUGCUGUACCCUGGAUGAGGAUCUGGAAGAUUUAGAUUGGGAGACUGAGAAAGAGCAGGAAGCUGCAGCGUGUGACUUCGAGGACUUUGCCCCCCCCAAAGUCAUGCUCAUAUCGUCCAAGGUUCCCAAAGCCGAGUAUAUCCCAACCAUCAUCCGCAGGGAUGACCCAUCCAUCAUCCCCAUCCUCUAUGACCAUGAGCAUGCAACCUUUGAAGACAUCCUGGAGGAGAUUGAGAAGAAGCUGAAUAUUUACCACAAAGGAUCCAAGAUCUGGAAGAUGCUCAUCUUCUGUCAGGGCGGCCCAGGUCACCUCUACCUACUCAAGAACAAAGUAGCCACAUUUGCCAAAGUGGAAAAGGAAGAGGAUAUGAUUCACUUCUGGAAGCGCCUGAGUCGUCUGAUGAGCAAAGUGAACCCUGAACCAAAUGUCAUCCACAUCAUGGGCUGUUACAUCCUAGGGAACCCCAAUGGGGAAAAGCUGUUUCAGAAUCUCAAGGCACUCAUGAUGCCCAACAGGGUGGCCUUUGAGUCUCCUCUGGAGUUAUCAGCACAAGGCAAGCAGAUGAUUGAAACUUAUUUUGAUUUCCGGCUGUACCGUCUCUGGAAGACGCGCCAGCAUUCCAAGCUGCUUGACUACGAUGACAUCUUGUGA